This is a messenger RNA of Rattus rattus (black rat), 1483 nucleotides long. RefSeq names its product aldo-keto reductase family 1 member B (gene Akr1b1). The transcript has 10 exons. Gene Ontology annotation, molecular function: aldose reductase (NADPH) activity. NCBI's taxonomy places the organism in Eukaryota, Metazoa, Chordata, Mammalia, Rodentia, Muridae. The coding region runs from base 178 to 1128 and encodes 316 amino acids. Gene Ontology annotation, cellular component: cytosol. The record is from RefSeq and is a predicted model, not a curated record.
AAGAAGCAUCCUCGCUGACCCUUUAAGGACCACGGACGAGACCAAUCAGAAAGCGCGGUCUCUUAGCCGUGCGCCAAUCGCAGGCGUCCUUUCUGCAGGCUGUUGGGGCUAUUUAAAGGUGCGCGCCGGAGCCAGCGCUGCACUCUUGCGGGUCGUUGUGUGUAACUUGCAGCAAUCAUGGCUAGCCAUCUGGAACUCAACAACGGCACCAAGAUGCCCACCCUGGGCCUGGGCACCUGGAAGUCUCCUCCUGGCCAGGUGACCGAGGCUGUGAAGGUUGCUAUCGACAUGGGGUAUCGCCACAUUGACUGCGCCCAGGUGUACCAGAAUGAGAAGGAGGUGGGGGUGGCCCUCCAGGAGAAGCUCAAGGAGCAGGUGGUGAAGCGCCAGGAUCUCUUCAUUGUCAGCAAGCUGUGGUGCACGUUCCACGACCAGAGCAUGGUGAAAGGGGCCUGCCAGAAGACGCUGAGCGACCUGCAGCUGGACUACCUGGACCUCUACCUUAUUCACUGGCCAACUGGCUUCAAGCCUGGGCCUGACUAUUUCCCCCUGGAUGCAUCAGGAAACGUGAUUCCUAGUGACACCGAUUUUGUGGACACUUGGACGGCUAUGGAGCAGCUGGUGGAUGAAGGUUUGGUGAAAGCAAUCGGAGUCUCCAACUUCAACCCUCUUCAGAUUGAGAGGAUCUUGAACAAACCUGGCUUAAAGUAUAAGCCUGCUGUUAACCAGAUCGAGUGCCACCCAUACCUAACUCAGGAGAAGCUGAUUGAGUACUGCCAUCGCAAAGGAAUCGUGGUGACUGCAUACAGUCCCCUUGGUUCUCCUGACAGGCCCUGGGCCAAGCCUGAGGACCCCUCUCUCCUGGAGGAUCCCAGGAUCAAGGAAAUUGCAACCAAGUACAAUAAAACUACAGCCCAGGUGCUGAUCCGGUUCCCCAUCCAAAGGAACCUGGUCGUGAUCCCCAAGUCUGUGACACCAGCACGCAUCGCUGAGAACUUUAAGGUCUUUGACUUUGAGCUGAGCAGCGAGGACAUGGCCACUCUACUCAGCUACAACAGGAACUGGAGGGUGUGCGCCUUGAUGAGCUGUGCCAAACACAAGGAUUACCCCUUCCACGCAGAAGUCUGAAGCUAUGGUGGACGAAUCCCUGCUCCUCCCCAAUCGACUUAACACAUGUUCUUUCUGCCUCAUCUGCCCUUGCAAGUGUCCCUCUGCACUGGGUGGCACCUUGCAGACCAGAUGGUGAGAGUUUGUUAGUUUGACGUAGAAUGUGGAGGGCAGUACCAGUAGCUGAGGAGUUUCUUCGGCCUUUCUUGGUCUUUCUUCUUCCCACCUGGAGGACUUUAACACGAGUACCUUUUCCAACCAAAGAGAAGCAAGAUUUAUAGCCCAAGUCAUGCCACUAACACUUAAAUUUGAGUGCUUAGAACUCCAAUCCUAUGGGGUCAGACUUUUUGCCUCAAAUAAAAACUGCUUUUGUGAA